AUGCAUAAAUCAAAGGAUUAUCAGUUACUGCAGUUCGGAUGGUUUUGUGUCAUGGAACGAAUCAGCAACGGUGGAAGUAUUAAAACGCGGAAUACAGAUUUUUCAUCGGAUUUCAAAAUGGAUAUCAGUGCACAGAGUCCAACGCAUUCUGCAUUACAUUUCAUAAAGACGUGCAAUUAUUUUCUACCGGAAAUAGAUCCUCAUUGUCUGAAACGACAACACAAUUCAGGCGUGCAAUCUCCACUAAUACCACCUCCACCGUUGAUGCUACAUCGUCAAUCACUCCUACCAAAUGUCCCAUAUCCCCAUUUGCUGCCGCUAAAGUGUCUCAAAAGGAAACAACGAUGCGAGAAAAAUCCUAUCCCCAAUGAGCAGAAGGAUGAAAAAUACUUCGAGAAAAGGAAACGCAACAACGAGGCGGCGAAAAAAUCUCGCGAUGCAAGAAAACUCCGAGAAGAUAGGAUAGCACUGAAAGCCGCACUUUUAGAACGGGAAAACUCCAUCCUGAGAUCUCAGGUGUUUGCCCUCCAAGAGGAAGUUUAUGCCUUAGCACAAGUACUCUGCUUGAAAAACGCCUCUCAAAAUUCUCAACAACAGUAGACAGUAGGGUUAAAUCAUAAGUAAAACAAAUUCUCUAGUCACAAUCAACGAGAUUCUCGUGCUGCAAUUCUUUAAACUGAUGAAUAAUG
Molecule: messenger RNA, 689 nt
Organism: Aedes albopictus (Asian tiger mosquito)
Lineage: Eukaryota; Metazoa; Arthropoda; Insecta; Diptera; Culicidae
Exons: 4
Coding region: 1-600 (199 amino acids)
Biological process (GO): regulation of transcription by RNA polymerase II
Cellular component (GO): nucleus
Molecular function (GO): RNA polymerase II cis-regulatory region sequence-specific DNA binding; DNA-binding transcription factor activity, RNA polymerase II-specific
Source: RefSeq, a predicted model, not a curated record